This is a messenger RNA of Manihot esculenta (cassava), 345 nucleotides long. RefSeq lists its product as uncharacterized. Lineage: Eukaryota; Viridiplantae; Streptophyta; Magnoliopsida; Malpighiales; Euphorbiaceae. The coding region runs from base 1 to 345 and encodes 114 amino acids. The transcript has a single exon. The record is from RefSeq and is a predicted model, not a curated record.
AUGGGAAAUUGCUUGAAGCCAUCAGCAAGACAAAGGCAACAGGAAGAGGAAGUCUUGAAGAAGUAUUACGAUCAAGUUUAUCAAGAGAGAGAAUUGGGGGCUGAGUUUGGGAAAGAAAGUGAUGAUGAUUUUGAUGAGAAGGGUAGUCUUAAGGUCAAGAUAGUGCUCACAAAGGAGGAGCUGGAGUGGCUGAUGCUUCAGCUGAAGGUUAAUGAAGGGAAGAAGCUAGAAGAUGUUCUGCAAGAGAUUGAAAGAGAGAGAGAAAGAGGGAAAGUUAAAUCUUGGAAACCUUCUCUGGAGAGCAUCCUGGAGAGCCCUGAAGGACUUGAGAUGGAAAGAUUAUGA